Molecule: messenger RNA, 1303 nt
Organism: Ananas comosus (pineapple)
Lineage: Eukaryota; Viridiplantae; Streptophyta; Magnoliopsida; Poales; Bromeliaceae
Exons: 8
Coding region: 1-942 (313 amino acids)
Molecular function (GO): protein dimerization activity
Source: RefSeq, a predicted model, not a curated record
AUGGCACAUGAUCUACUAACUGUGCAGAUUUCAACAGUGGCAUCCGAGUCUGCUUUUAGUGCAGGUGGAAGAAUAUUGGAUGAUUAUAAAAUCCGGCUUAAGAAGGAUGCAGUCGAGAGAGUCACGGACACGCCUCUAAUCUUCCUCCUGCUCUCAUAUGGCUUCUCUGUCGCUCCCCCUCUCUUCUCCUCCUCCUCCUCCUGCCUGCAAGAGCGGAUUGCUACUAGUGUUCGUCGCCGUCGUCUGCGAGGAAACUACGCAUGCCUCAGCUUUGAAUGUUCCUCACUACCCGGGAGAAGAAACAGCUUCUUCGAUCCAAAUCGAUGGGCGAUUAGGUCGUCUCAGUCUCCGCCGGAGAGAUGGUGCUUCUUCGGGGGAGAUGGGUUGGAGAAAGAUGCGAUCCUGCUGAGGAGGAGGAGGAGGAGGAGGGGGAGGAGGAGGAAGGGGAGGUUGGUGUUGGUGAGAGCUAAUAAUUUUAACGGCGGAGGAGGUGGGUGGGAUAAGAACACCACAGCUAGGGUUUUGGGUAAUCUUGCUUUGGCUGUUGGAUUGACUUAUCUUACUAUGACUGGCCAGCUCGGUUGGCUCUUAGAUGCCAUUGUCUCCAUCUGGCUCGUUGCAGUGCUGCUACCUAUCGUAGGGCUAGGAGCUUUCUUCUGGUUUGCAGGACGAGAUAUUGUACAGAGCAGUUGCCCCAACUGCGGAAAUGACUUCCAGAUACUCAAGUCCUUUCUGAAUGAUGGUCCACAACUCUGUCCAUUUUGCAGUCAACCUUUCUCUGUGCAAGGUGACAAAUUUGUAAGAGAAUCUGCGAAGUUCUCAUCUGACCGCUCUGCAACAUAUAGACAAGCAUUCAACGAAUACUCGCCUCGGGUUGAGAAGGGAAAGGCAACUUCUGCAACAGUUGUUGACAUUGAAGCUGACGUUAAGGACAUAGAAUGAGCUCUUCUAUCCUGGUCAAAUGACGCCGUCGUGAUACUUGGACGUCAGAACCCACUCAAAUGGAGAAAACUCCGGAAAGUUCAGAAGAGCUGCUUUAGAUGUUGAGCUGUCCGGAGAAAGCGAGUGGCAACACAGGAAUGUGCAGUUAUGAGCAAAUCAUUGCAGUCUUCUUCUGUUUGUAUGUGUACAUAAUGCUUUUAUCAACAAUGAUGUAAAUCAUUUUGGAUGCUCUAGCGGUAAUCGCUUAUCGGUAGGAAAGUUUCAUAUUUAUUUGGACGUAUUUGUUGAGAUGAGUUUUGGGAUGCGGAUGCUUGUGGACUUUGUUUUUCCACAUAAAAGUAAAGAUCGACCAUGUAAAUUA